AUGCCUGAUUGGUUGAAAUGGCUGUGGUACCACAGAAACUACAUCAUCAUCGUUGUCACGCCGAUCGUACUCCUUCCCCUUCCCCUCAUCUACCCGACAUCGGAAGCGAGAUGUGGUUAUGCUAUCAUCCUCAUGGCUCUGUACUGGUGUACAGAGUGCAUGCCUCUGGCUGUGACGGCCCUCUUGCCAGUCAUCCUCUUCCCAAUGAUGGGCAUCAUGAAGGCUGAAGCGGUCAGUAUUCAGUAUCUGAAAGACUCCAACAUGCUGUUCAUCGGUGGUCUGCUGGUGGCCAUCGCCGUGGAGCACUGGAACCUUCAUAAGCGCAUCGCUCUGCGGGUUCUGCUGGUGGUUGGUGUUCGUCCAUCCCUGUUAUUGAUGGGGUUCAUGAUCGUCUCGUCCUUCCUGUCAAUGUGGAUCAGCAACACGGCCACCACCGCCAUGAUGCUUCCCAUCGCCAAUGCCGUGCUGCAGCAGCUGAAAGCCACAGAGGCCCAAGCGGAAGCACGGGAGCUGCAAACCGCUGGCGAGGACAACCAUGCAUUUGAGCUCGAGAUCAGUCAAAACAAAGAGGAAACAGCGGAGAAGAAACAGCCUCCGCAGGAGGACAGAGUGUGUGAGAAUCUAGAGUCACUGCAGGAGUCCAUGAGAAAGGCGAUCGACGCAAAGUACGAGCACCUGACCAAAGGGAUGAGUCUGAGUGUAUGCUACUCUGCCAGCAUUGGAGGCACUGCCACACUCACCGGCACAACCCCUAACAUCAUCCUCCAGGGCCAAAUUGACACGCUCUUCCCUACCAACGGUGGUGUGAUCAACUUUGCCAGCUGGUUCGGCUUCGCUUUUCCCAACAUGGUGCUCAUGCUGAUAUUGACCUGGUUCUGGCUUCAGGUCUUAUUCCUGGGCAUCAACUUAAGGCAGACAUUUGGCUGUGGCUUGAAAAGUGACAGAGAUAAGGAGGCGUACGCAGUGAUGAAGGAGGAGUACAAAAAGCUGGGGGGCAUGAAGUUUGCUGAGGUGGCGGUGCUCACCAUCUUCGUCCUGCUGGUGGUCCUGUGGUUCACCAGGGAUCCAGGCUUCAUAGACGGCUGGGCAACUGUGCUCUUUAAUAAGGACACUGUGUACGUGACAGAUGGAACGGUCGCCAUCUUCAUGUCGAUGCUCUUCUUCGUCAUCCCCUCCCGGCUGCCCAAGUGUGGAGGCUACGGCUACAACGAAGCAGGUAAGUUGGUGAAGGCUCCCAGAACUCUGCUGAACUGGCAGGUGGUUCACGAGCGAAUGCCCUGGAACAUCAUCCUGCUGCUGGGAGGAGGCUUCGCUCUGGCUGAGGGCAGUGAGGUUUCAAAUCUGUCCAGCUGGUUGGGAGAGAGACUCGCACCUCUGGAGAGCAUCCCCCCAUAUGCCAUCUCGUUGCUGCUCAGCCUGCUGGUGGCAACAUUCACCGAAUGCUCCAGCAACACAGCCACCACCACACUGUUCCUGCCCAUUCUGGGCUCAAUGGCCACAGCUAUUAAGAUACACCCACUGUAUGUGAUGCUGCCCUGCACCAUCGCUGCCUCUCUGGCCUUCAUGCUGCCCGUGGCCACACCGCCCAAUGCCAUCGCCUUCUCCUUUGGAAAUCUCAAAGUCUUUGACAUGGUGAAAGCCGGCUUCAUCCUGAACAUCAUUGGGAUUUUGACCGUUAAUUUAGGCAUCAACACCUGGGGAUAUGCCAUGUUUGACAUGGGCAAAUUCCCUGAUUGGGCCAACGGCACAAAUGUCAAACCUUGA
Chelmon rostratus (copperband butterflyfish) is the source of this 1764-nucleotide messenger RNA. It is a transcript of the gene slc13a2, whose product is annotated as solute carrier family 13 member 2. NCBI's taxonomy places the organism in Eukaryota, Metazoa, Chordata, Actinopteri, Chaetodontiformes, Chaetodontidae. Gene Ontology annotation, biological process: monoatomic anion transmembrane transport. The transcript is spliced from 12 exons. The coding region runs from base 1 to 1764 and encodes 587 amino acids. The record is from RefSeq and is a predicted model, not a curated record. Gene Ontology annotation, molecular function: transmembrane transporter activity. Gene Ontology annotation, cellular component: membrane.